UGAAACCUCGUCCUUCGCCCUGACGAAACAUCCUCUCUCUUCUCUCUCUCUCCUGUCUGACAGAGGUUUCUUUACCUCGAAGAAACCAUUUUUUGUUGUGGGUUUAAGUUUCAAGCUUUUGCGAAGCAGAGGAGAGAAGGGUUUUUUUUUAAUCUUAAUUCUGUGUAUGUGUCGGCUAAAAGUGGCAAAUCAAGAAGAUCAGGGCGCCGAGAAACCAGAUGCGAGAGGAGAUGAUCGACCGGCGUUGUCGGAGUUUGACCGGUGGAUGUAUCUUCUUCCGCCGCCGGAGGACAUGGGCAACGCCACGCCGUCGUUCUUGUCGGGCCUGACCAGGGAGACGGAGAUGUCCGCUAUCGUCUCGGCUCUCACUCACGUCGUCGCCGGAAAUGUCCCCAGAGUUCAUGUUUCGCCGGCGGCGGAGGCGGUGGUGUCCCGUCGUGGUGGCGGAGGAGAAGGGACCUCGUCGUCGUCGUCGUCCGGGCAGAAGAGGAGAAGAGAGGAAGAGCACGGCGGCGAAACGGUUGCCACCGCCGGUAUGUUGUCGGCGGCCUCCCCUUUGACGGUGGCUGAUUACUGGUCGGUCGGCGGCGGCGGUUCUAGUGUAAGAGUUGGAGAAGCUUCGAGUAAUAAUGUAUCAGAAACUGGUCCAACGUACGAGUACGCAGCCGCAACAGCCAGUGAGGAACAGCCGAAGAGAAGGUACAGAGGGGUGAGGCAAAGGCCGUGGGGGAAAUGGGCGGCCGAGAUCCGUGACCCGUUCAAGGCGGCUAGGGUCUGGCUAGGCACGUUUGACACCGCGGAAGCGGCCGCUAGAGCUUACGAUGAAGCCGCUCUUCGGUUCAGAGGUAACAAGGCUAAACUCAACUUCCCCGAGAACGUUAAGCUUGUCAGACCGGUUUCGCAACCUCAACCACUGCCACAGAGGCCGACCCAGUUGAUGAUUUCCGGUUCUGGAGGUACCCUUUUGCCCAUUCAGCCUGCGUCCGACCCGAUCAUACAUUCACAGCAUACGAUGAUGACGAUGGUGAGAGGCGACGGCUCAGGGAUUUACAACGUGAACCGUUCUGAGAUGGAUCACGCCGCCGGUUAUCAUCCGUUUCAGGGGCCGCAUCAUCAUCAUCACCACCAAAGUAUGAAUAUGUAUGAUCCAAUGGUGUUCUCAUCCUCUUUUGAGCAAGCUGGAGUACCGUCAAUGCGAUCCUCUAGUUCAUUACAGUCGACCAUCCUCUCUUCUCUGUCGUCGUCUUCAUCAACUUCUCUUCCGUUUUUCCCGGCCGCGCAACCACCGGAAACUGCCAGUGAGAGUGGCAGGGGGGGCAGCGCGUAUUUCUCGGAGCUACAGUGGUCAGACAGGACACAUGAUCACAGUUCAUCGGGAUGAUGACGAUGUUGUGGACUUUCUUGUGUUAUUCAGUGGCAUGCAAGAUUUGGGAAAGCCAUAGGGUUUCGGGUUUAGGCUGCUUUAUCCCAAAUGUUUUCUUUUGUUGGUCCAUGCUAAUAAUUUAUUUGUUGUAAACAUUUAAAAAAAAUAGCCGAAAUAGCAUUAGAUUUGUGGCACAAAACCGAGUUUUCGGACACCAACUUGCUAAAUUCUAAGGCCAAAAUAAUAUUCUAUUCAGACAGUAGUUGACAAGAGGACGGGUUCCUCUUUUUUUGGCAGAGUGAGG
This is a messenger RNA of Tarenaya hassleriana, 1667 nucleotides long. RefSeq names its product ethylene-responsive transcription factor ABR1. Gene Ontology annotation, biological process: regulation of DNA-templated transcription; ethylene-activated signaling pathway. Gene Ontology annotation, molecular function: DNA-binding transcription factor activity; DNA binding. The record is from RefSeq and is a predicted model, not a curated record. The transcript is spliced from 2 exons. The coding region runs from base 167 to 1381 and encodes 404 amino acids. Lineage: Eukaryota; Viridiplantae; Streptophyta; Magnoliopsida; Brassicales; Cleomaceae.